This is a messenger RNA of Prunus armeniaca (apricot), 507 nucleotides long. The record is from the annotation of a GenBank genome assembly. NCBI's taxonomy places the organism in Eukaryota, Viridiplantae, Streptophyta, Magnoliopsida, Rosales, Rosaceae.
AUGCGGUGCGGUUGUGCGCGGGGGUGCCAGCACGGUUUACCGUGCGUCGAGGUGAUGAUGAGGUUCGGCGGUGGUGUUGGUGGUGGGUUUUUAGGCGGUGCUCCGGCGCGUUGCUUAGAGAGCGACGGUUGUAUGAUAUAUGGGGUGAGUGAGGCGAUAACAGAGGUGGUGCUCCGGUGCCUUGAAAAUCAAGGCUCAUAUGAUAUAUUGAUGAAUGGACUUUCCUUACAGUCUACCACUACUCCUAAGAAAGCAAAUAAAGUCCUGAGCUUAGCAUUUAUAGGAGUCCUGGAGGGACAUUCGAAGCUGACAAGACCUGCGUGGUGGAGCCUGGCCAGGCAAGUGGGUAGUCAAAUCGGCAUUUGGGAUCGUGAAGCAUGGUGGUCUGGGGUUGAGAAGCAUGGUGGUGUGACCCCCAUAAAUCUCGGCCACCGCCCUGAUCGUAAGUUGUGCCCCCUUGGCCGUGGGAACGCAUUUAAUGCCCUGGACUGGUGGUUGAUGAUCUGA